Messenger RNA from Volvox carteri f. nagariensis, 2940 nucleotides. It is a transcript of the gene mitc1, whose product is annotated as mitochondrial substrate carrier. Lineage: Eukaryota; Viridiplantae; Chlorophyta; Chlorophyceae; Chlamydomonadales; Volvocaceae. The transcript has 5 exons. Bases 36 to 1244 code for a protein of 402 amino acids. The record is from RefSeq and is a predicted model, not a curated record.
AUUAAGCAAAUUAACAAAUUAAAGCUGAAUAAAAUAUGGCUUCCAUGAGCUCUACUCACGCUGUGACGCUGUUCCAGCCGCAGUUCGCGUUUUCCACGGACAAUGGAAACGAGCAGUUUUGCCUGGGCAAGGCACUAAAGUGCAAUGCACCGACAGUGGUUUGUAUGAGCAAACCACUUGUUACUGCUCCUUGCUCCUUCACCACUCGUGGCUCAGCCGUUGCGGGUCGGAAGCUGGCGUCCCGCCGAGCCAUCGCGCGCUCCCGCUUGGCAGCGGCUCCGUUCGCAAGUCUCAGUCUUGCGGCUGUGACCCUUGCGCAACCAGCACCAAAGCAGGAGACCGGCACGGUGGCCGGGAAACAGAAUAAGAAGAGUAUCGGAGAGGUCAUCUCUCUUGCCGGGAAGAAGGCCCUGUCGGGUGGUGUCCCUGGCAUGGUUGCUAUGGCCAUCCAGGUCCUAUCGCUGAUGUGGCUGCGUACCACAAUCAAUUACCAGUACCGUUACGGAACGACGACAAUGGAGGCUCUGAAGACUCUGUACGCGCAGGGCGGCAUCCCGCGCUUUUACCAGGGCUUGUUGCCUGCCCUGAUCCAGGGUCCGCUGUCUCGCUUCGGCGACACAGCAGCCAACACAGGCAUGCUAGCCCUGUUGGAGGAUGUUGACAUGCCGGUGGCGUUUAAGACCCUGGCGGCUUCGCUAGCUGCUGGUGCCUUCCGCAUUGUCCUAAUGCCCGUGGAUGCCUGCAAGACCAUCUUGCAGGUUGAGGGCAAAAGCGGCUUCAAGGCUCUGGUCCACAAGGUGCAGAUCGGUGGGCCCACUGUGUUGUUCCAUGGCGCCCUGGCCGCCUCGGCCGCGACCUUUGUGGGCCACUACCCUUGGUUCGCCACGUACAACACGCUGAACUCGAUGCUGCCCAAGUACGACGAAGAUUUGCCAAAGAAGCUUCUGCGCUCAGCUUUCAUUGGCUUCUGUUCAUCGUUUGUUAGCGACUGCUGCUCGAACUCGAUCCGUGUGGUCAAGACAACGAAGCAGACGGCCACCGUGCCCAUGACUUACGGGGAGGUGAUCAAGGAGAUUCUUAAGAAGGAUGGCCCCAGCGGGCUCUUCCUGCGCGGCCUGGGAACCAAGAUCAUCACCAACGGCAUCCAGGGCAUCAUGUUCAGUGUUAUGUGGCGCCUUGGCCAAGACUAUUGGAACAAGCGGGCGGCGGAGAAGGCGGCCGAGGAGAAGGCGGCGGCGAAGUGAGGUGGUGUCUCGAUACUGAGGUUAUAUGGUGUGUUAACCAGCGUCAUGCAAUUCUUAUCGAACAGCCAUCAACCAAAUGGCAUGCUUUGCAUGCCAGAAAACUGAAGGUUGCAGGGUGCAGUUGCUGUGUGAUCUUGUCGCUGUUUUGUCGGUGACAAGAAUCGAUAGACGGCGGAUUUGCUUGUUUGGUGCUUGUUUGCGGAUUUGCCUGUUUCGCGAUUUUGGCGCCGCACGCACGUAUCGCGAGUGUGGCGGGGAGUCUUGUGUAGUGGUUGGGAGGAUGGUAUUAGCUUUGAUUUGUGGGCAACGGACUGAAAUCGGAUUGUGCUCUCUCUAGCGUUGCAAUGUUCAACGCCGAUAAGAGGGGGGUUAUCGGCAGCAGCACGCUGACGUCCUCCCCUACUGGAUAUCUUGCGGCAGUUGCCGGGGCAUGGCUCCUGUGAUCCUGCUUUCAGGAUGCGGCGAAGGUGAUGAAGGGGGCUGUGCAACCGCCCAUGAUGAAUCCACACUAUCUGGCUUGGAAUGGCGUCCCAUUCAAUCAGUGUUGUAUUGGCUACUGCUGCCUUUUGGCGCCAUGCUAGCAAAUUGUUUAAAUUAAAUAACUAGGUGAUUUUGGUUUACCUGAUACAGGCAUGGCUGUUAUGCAGAGAGGAUUGUGAGCAAACGGGGCAGCAUGGAUUGAAAUGGUAGGGCGGCCUGCCUUCUUCGUUCCUCGGCAUCUACACAUUUAACCUCUGCCCUCGCCUUCCUGCCGUUAUUGGUAGUUUUGUUUGUUGGGAAACUAAUUGGUUCCAUAUUCGCGUGCUGGCUAGGCUAAUCCCCGCCUAUAAAGUAAUAACCUUAUGGAAUCAAGCACAGAAAGGAAAAAGGGUAUUAUUAAUGGCAUGAAUCGUCAUCAUACGUUUUUUACUCUUGACGCGCUCUGUUGUGAAUUGACAUGCGGGUCAAUCCGGGCGUUAUAGUCCUCAGUUUCAGUGUAUGUCGCGUAAUUGGAACGGAAGGGAGCAGGUCGUCUGGCCUUCUAUCUGUCGGUUGGCGGUUCGUCCGUUGGACGCGUUGGAUUUAUGAGUAAAGGAUCGAGAGAACUGCCACUCUGCGGUGAUAUUUAAUAUGUUCCGGUGAUGUUGCCGACUGCUCUGAAUUUCCAAGGUCCGCACGCCUGUCGCGUAAAAGAUUGAGGAUGGCGUGGGUAUGCAGUUCGCUAAUUUCUGUCUCUAGCCAUAUUGAGGCAGGGUGCGAUGUGUUGGGUCAACCAUCUUCAUUUUACCUGCUAAUGUUCUUCGUCCUGCACAGGCGGCGCAUGCAUAAUGGCAAGUAGAGCGUUCUGUUCACUCUUGUGUUCACUCCUUAUCGCCGCAUUUAAUGAUGAUCCGGCUCUCGACACACUAGUCUCCAUCGAUGCACCCAAGCCAUGUUUGCUCCCGAGGCAUUAAUCCAGGUGUUCCAGCUAAUGAAUGCCUGCAGGCAUGUGUAAUUUGAUGCUGAGCGGACCUGACUGGCGCAUGGGUUCUUUAAUCUCGUUAGUCCCGUUCACCUGUACAAGGAUUGGACUUGCUGACAACCUUUCCAUUUCAUCCCGCUAUCCGACGUGCUAUGCCCUGCGAGCCCUGGUAUGACUGCGGCCGGCGCCCGGAAAGGACAUGUGUGUCGAAACCUCUUUACUUAACCAGAGUGACUGUAACUUGCUGAUGUUUUU